CUAACUCCAUUCCUUUUCAUCUCAUACCGUUCUCCUCUCUAUCUAUCUCUUCACCACUUAAAUAAUCUCAUUUUUUUUCUCUCCCCUUGAAGAAAAAUGACAGAAAAUAUGAACACAUUUUUAGUACUACUCAUGUUCUCUCUUGUACUCUCCACCACUGCGUUUCAACCCUUAGAUGAUAAUAUCCUAGACGGGUUGAUAUUCCAAAACGACACCGCAGCCAUCAACUUAGCUUCGACCGACUACGGCCACAUAGUAAAAAUAAACCCAGAAGCCGUUUUAUCCCCAACAUCACUAAACGACAUCGAAACCUUAAUAAAACUCGUAAACGACAACAACUCCUCCGGUGUGAGCGGCAGUAAAACUGUAGCCGCGAGAGGGCAAGGGCACUCAGUCCGUGGCCAGUCCAUGGCUGAGAAGGGUAUUGUGGUUAAUAUGACGUCUUUGGCGAGUCUUGGAGGGAGGAUUGUAGUGGUUUCGAACAGUCCUUUCGGACCGUACGCAGAUGUUGGAGGUGAACAGACUUGGAUUGAUGUUUUGGGUGAAACCCUAACGCAUGGUCUCUCACCGGUCUCUUGGACCGAUUAUUUGGAUCUAAGCGUUGGUGGAACUCUCUCAAAUGCUGGGAUCAGUGGGCAGGCUUUCCGAGUUGGACCUCAAAUCGCCAAUGUCUAUGAGCUGGAUGUCAUUACAGGAAAAGGGGAUUUAGUCACUUGCUCCAGAACUAAAGAAGCUGGACUAUUUUAUUCAGUUCUGGGAGGUUUGGGCCAAUUUGGAAUCAUAACCCGGGCAAGAAUUGCCCUAGCCCCAGCACCAAAUAAGGUAAAGUGGUUACGACUGUUAUACACCGACUUUGAUGUUUUUUCAAGAGACCAAGAACGUUUAAUCUCAUCGAAUGGAAGAACGAGGGAAAAGGGUGGAGUGGAUUAUGUGGAAGGUUUUCUUUUAAUGAAGCAGGGUCCUUUAGAUUUUUCCUUUUAUGCAGCGCCUGAUCAGUUGAGAAUAACAACUCUUGUCACUCAAAGCGGCGUCGUUUACGUAAUUGAAUUGGCUAAAUAUUAUGUUGAUACGGCCACUGUAGACAAGCAGGAUUUGGAAGUUUUGUUGAAAGGGUUAGGGUUUGUUCCCGGAUUUGCCUUCUCGAAAGACGUUACAUACUUAGAAUUUCUGAAUAGAGUAGGAGCUGAAGAGGCCAAGCUUCGAAAGCUAGGGCUUUGGGACGUUCCUCAUCCAUGGCUAAACCUUUUUGUCCCAAAAUCAAGAAUAUCAGAUAUAAAUUCAGGCGUUUUCAUGAAGAUUCUUCUUCAAAAUAAAGUUCCCGCUGGACUCAUUAUUGUUUACCCAUUGAACCGAAACAAGUGGGAUGACAAAAUGUCUGCGAUGACACCAAAUGAAGAAGUUUUCUACACCAUAGGGCUACUUCAUUCAAGUAAGGUGGACGAGUGGGAAGCUUUUGAUAACGUCAAUAAGCAAAUAUUGGAGUUUUGUCGUGUUGCUCGUAUUCCAAUUAAGCAAUAUCUUCCCCAUUAUGAAACGCAGCCUGAUUGGAUCAACCAUUUUGGUUCAAAAUGGCCAAAUUUUCAGCGCAGCAAACUUACUUUCGACCCCAACAAAAUAUUGGCCCCUGGACAGAAAAUUUUUACUGCUUAAUUAAAUCUGUAGUUGUAAUUCAAUAAUUUUAGGCUAGCUAGCUUUGAAUAUAUAUAUAUAUAUAAUAAAAUAAAGAAAUAGAAACUGUUCUUAGCUUUUGUAUCCAUCCAUCGAUCCUUUAGAAAGUAAUUAAAUUAGUUCAUUGUCAUGGGUACAGCACUGGAUCUUA
This is a messenger RNA of Humulus lupulus (European hop), 1819 nucleotides long. Its product is annotated as cytokinin dehydrogenase 4-like. The transcript is spliced from 5 exons. The record is from RefSeq and is a predicted model, not a curated record. Bases 97 to 1650 code for a protein of 517 amino acids. NCBI's taxonomy places the organism in Eukaryota, Viridiplantae, Streptophyta, Magnoliopsida, Rosales, Cannabaceae. Gene Ontology annotation, biological process: cytokinin metabolic process. Gene Ontology annotation, molecular function: cytokinin dehydrogenase activity; FAD binding.